Messenger RNA from Triticum urartu, 805 nucleotides. The record is from RefSeq and is a predicted model, not a curated record. NCBI's taxonomy places the organism in Eukaryota, Viridiplantae, Streptophyta, Magnoliopsida, Poales, Poaceae.
AUGACGGUCGCCGAGCUGCUCCUCGCCCAGCUCGAGGAGCACAACAUCGAGGGUGAUGAGCCUAUCCUUGAGGAUGAUGAUGAUGAGGAUGAGGAUGAAAAAGAUGACGAUGAAGUUGAGGAGGGUGAGAAGAAGAGCAGGAAAGCCAUGGAGAAGCUUGGCAUGAAGGCCAUGACUGGUGUGAGCCGUGUAACUAUCAAGAAGAGCAAGACCGUUGUGUAUGUCCUCUGCAAGCCAGACGUCUUCAAGAGCUCGCAGUCAGACACCUACGUCAUGUUCGGGGAGGUCAAGCUUGAGGACCCGAGCACUCAGCUGCAGACACAAGCGGCGGAACAGUUCAAGGUGCCAGGCCCGAGCAGUGUGAUCUCAAAGGGCGAGCCGUCCGUGGCAGCAGCCCAGGACGAUGAGGAGGUCAACGACACUGAUGUUGACAAGAAGGACGUCGAGCUCGUGAUGAGGCAGGCCUCCGUGUCGAGAUCCAGGGCUGUGAAGGCGCUCAAGGCUGCGGAUGGCGACAUUGUCAGUGCUAUCAUGUAGUUGACUAACUAGGUGCUAGAAGGUGGAAUUGUGUCUUGAUAACAGGGUGUGGGAUCGCAGAGCAGUUUUUGGUCAUGUCAUCUUGAAACUUGAAUGUUGCAGUUGGGGGAUUGGUAGCUCUGUUUCUCUGUUCACCAAACUAGUACCCUCAUGUAGGUUUCCUAGGAGUUUUAACAUCUGAGGAUCAGCAAACUGCAUGCUCUUUUGGGAAAAUUGGAAUCUUCUGUGCGCCAGAUUUUGUUUUCAAAUGCACGUAAUCAUGUUUUAG